This is a messenger RNA of Parnassius mnemosyne (clouded apollo), 522 nucleotides long. NCBI's taxonomy places the organism in Eukaryota, Metazoa, Arthropoda, Insecta, Lepidoptera, Papilionidae. The record is from the annotation of a GenBank genome assembly.
AUGAGAACUACACCAACAGCAGCCUCAGAAGCGAUGAUGGAGCUAACCCCGCUUCAUCCACAUAUACAACUAGAAGCGACUUUAGCUGCCAUCAGACUCAAGACACUAAAUCUUUGGAGUAAGAAUAGUGUCCCUCAUACAGGCAUAAUUGAUAGAAUUCACUCAAAAUUUCCUGUACUACAAGCCAAGUACGAUAAGAUUCCUAAACAAUUUGUUUUCGAUAAGAAGUACAAGAUACAACUAAAUGAAACCGGCCAGCCGGAAGGAUUAAGCCCAAAAGAGCUUAGAGUUUUCACCGAUGGUUCUAAAACAAAUGAAGGUGUAGGUUCUGGAACUUUCUCUGAAGACCUCAAUAUCCUCAUAUGCACACCGCUGGGUACCUAUAAAACAGUCUUUCAGGCGGAAUGUAUUUCAAGCAAUUCAAGCGGCCAUAGUAAUAGAUGCCUUAACCUUCCUAAGGUUAAUGACUUCCCCAUCAGAAUACUGACCGACAGUAGGACCGUACUACAAGCUCUGAGUUGA